Molecule: messenger RNA, 1236 nt
Organism: Helianthus annuus (common sunflower)
Lineage: Eukaryota; Viridiplantae; Streptophyta; Magnoliopsida; Asterales; Asteraceae
Product: probable disease resistance protein At5g66910
Exons: 1
Coding region: 1-1236 (411 amino acids)
Biological process (GO): defense response to fungus
Source: RefSeq, a predicted model, not a curated record
AUGGUUAUAAUUACCGAGACUGCUUUACAGUUUGCAUUCAAUGAAUUCUUGAUGGUAGUUGUAGCGCAAUCUACACAAACAGCCAGAUUCAAAACCCCUCUCAAACGCCUUCAAAAUACCCUACAAAGCAUCCAGCCCGUACUUCAUGAAAGCUGGAGGGUGAGUCGUCCUCAAAAAGAGAUCAUAGUAUUUAUCUCUUAUCUAAAGAGAGAGAAAAGGCUCGUUCUCAAAACCUCCACCAUCACUUGUCGGAAUAAGUACCAAAAAUGUCUUCAUUCAAAUAAACUGAUGCGGUUGAACAACCACCUCGUGAAAUUCUUCCAGACCGAAUUGCAGGUGCGAAUUGCGAGGAUUCCGAUCGAAAUUGAUGAUUUAGAAGACAAAGUGGAUCAACUGCUUCCAGCUUUUACUAAUCAUGUAAGUGUUGGCUUCAACUGGCAUCUUGAAGAAUUCACAUUGGAUAUAAGGAGUCAAAAUUACUCAAUACCAGAGUCCAUUAACAGAAUGGGCCAACUUAAGGUUUUAACUAUAAAAGGAAAUUGUGAUCAUAAUUCUAAACUGCAUAAUCUUUCAUCGUUAGCCUGUUUACCCAGUCUAACAACUAUUAGAUUCGAGCAUGUUUCGGUUCCCUCUCUUCAGCCCAUCUUUGCAUUGAGAAAUCUAAAACAGCUUUCUUUUGUUAUGUGUGAGAUUGGUGAUGCUUUCAUGAGUUUUACCACUGAGUCAAAUUAUAACAUGCUACCGAAUCUCACGCAUCUCGAAUUCGAUAUGUGCUAUGAUCUCAAACAACUGCCAUCAUGGCUUUGUAAUCUAGCUCGUCUUCAGAUUCUAAGCAUCACUAACUGUCAUGAGCUUUAUGCUCUUCCUAAAGGGUUAGGGGGUUUGUCGAAUCUUGAAAGCUUGAGUCUGCAUUGCUGUACGAAGCUACAAGAGUUGCCUGAGUCGAUUGGAAGUUUGCAUAGUCUGAGUUCCAUUGAUAUGUCUGAUUGUUUGAGUAUAAGUGUGCUGCCUGAAGAAAUAGGUGAACUGUGUGGCCUGCGAGUGCUUAAGAUGAACGGUUGUACGGGGCUGCAACAAUUGCCAUUGUCCACGAGUGAAUUGUCGCAGUUGGAAGAAGUGGUAUGUGAUGAAGACACGUCGUAUUUGUGGAUGGAUUUUGAAAGUGAUCUUCAUAAUGUGAAGAUAGAUCUUGUUGAAGAUGAUAGAUUAGAAACUUUUAUGAAAAUUGUGUGUUAA